This is a messenger RNA of Aspergillus chevalieri, 2172 nucleotides long. It is a transcript of the gene KU80, whose product is annotated as ATP-dependent DNA helicase 2 subunit KU80. Gene Ontology annotation, biological process: cellular response to X-ray; DNA recombination; cellular response to gamma radiation. Gene Ontology annotation, cellular component: nucleus; Ku70:Ku80 complex. Bases 1 to 2172 code for a protein of 723 amino acids. Gene Ontology annotation, molecular function: double-stranded DNA binding; damaged DNA binding; telomeric repeat DNA binding. The record is from RefSeq and is a predicted model, not a curated record. NCBI's taxonomy places the organism in Eukaryota, Fungi, Ascomycota, Eurotiomycetes, Eurotiales, Aspergillaceae. The transcript is spliced from 10 exons.
AUGGCUGAGAAAGAAGCUACGGUGUAUAUCGUCGAUGUCGGCCAGUCGAUGGGGGAGCGCCGUCAGGGACGGUCAGUGACGGAUUUACAAUGGAGUAUGCGCUAUGUUUGGGAUAGGAUUACGGCUACGGUGGCUACGGGGCGGAAGACGGCUAUGGUUGGGGUGGUUGGUCUGAGGACAGACGAGACUGCAAAUGAGCUGCAGGAUGAUGAGCACUUUGAGAAUCUCUUCGUAUUACAGGAAAUCAACCAGAUGCUCAUGCCGGAUAUCAAGAGGCUGCGUGAAGAGAUACAACCUAGCAAUACUGAUAGUGGUGAUGCUAUAUCCGCUCUCAUUUUAGCCAUCCAGAUGAUCAUCGUCCAAUGCAAGAAGCUCAAGUAUAAGAGGAAGAUCGUCCUGGUCACGAAUGGACAAGGUCACAUGAGCACUGAGGGCCUCGAUCAAAUUACCAGCAAGAUCAAGGAAGAUAACAUCGAACUUGUUGUUCUUGGUGUUGACUUCGACGAUCCGGAGUAUGGCUUCAAGGAGGAGGACAAAGACCCAAGAAAGGCAGAAAACGAAGCCCUCCUGCGAGGCCUUGUUGAAGAAUGCGACGGUGCCUACGGAACAUUAGAGCAAGCCAUUUCGGAAAUGGAGAUCCCCCGAGUGAAGCAAACACGAAGUAUGGCAACCUUCAAAGGGUAUCUUCAGCUUGGAGAUCCGGAGAAUUAUAAAAAUGCCAUCAAGAUCCCCGUGGAGAGAUAUUAUCGAACGUACGUUGCGAAGCCUCCGACAGCCAGUUCGUUUGUUCCUCGCUCGGACACCUCAGAAACUCAAGAGGGUCCCGGAUCUGUUCAGUCGUCUGUCACCGUCGGUGCGACCCGAGAUACUCAAUCCGGAGACGGCAGCGAUUUGACCAGUGUGAGAUUCGUGAGAACCUAUCAGAUCAAGGAUGAGAAUGCACCGGGAGGAAAGGUUGAAGUCGAACGGGAUGAGCUUGCCAAAGGCUACGAAUAUGGACGGACCGCCGUACAUAUCGAUGAAACUGACCAGAACAUCACGACACUUGAAGCACCUAUGGCCAUGGAUUUGGUUGGCUUCGUACAGAGUGACAAGUACGACCGUUAUAUGCACAUGUCGACCACCAAUAUCAUCAUCCCCGAACGUACUAACGACGCGGCCGCGCUGGGCCUUUCUUCAUUCAUCCAUGCCCUAUUCGAGUUGGAGUGCUAUGCUGUCGCGCGGUUGGUAGCAAAGGAGAACAAGCCUCCGCUCAUGGUGUUGCUUUGCCCAUCAAUCGAACCGGAUUACGAAUGCCUCUUAGAAGUACAGCUACCGUUUACCGAGGACGUCCGUACAUACCGCUUCCCGCCACUGGACAAGGUCAUCACUGUUUCAGGAAAGGUUGUCACAGAGCACCGGAAUCUUCCCAAUGAUGACUUGCUUAAUGCGAUGAGCAAAUAUGUUGAUAGUAUGGAACUUGUUGAUGAGGAUGAGGAUGGGAAACCUGUCGAAACGUUCCCAAUAGAAGACGCCUUCUCACCAAUCCUGCACAGAAUCGAUUCAGCAAUCCGUUUCCGGGCAACCCAUCCGAACGAGCCCCUACCACCGCCGGCUGACAUUCUGACAAAAUUCUCUCAACCACCAGCGGACGCAGUGCAAAGAGCAAAGAAGUACCUCGAUAGGUUGGCGGAUGCAGCCGAUGUCAAGAAAGUACCACCCAAGGCAAAGGGACGCAAGCGCACCCGCGAAACUGAAAAGCCGCUCUCUGGUCUUGAUGUCGACGCUCUACUGCAUCAAGAGAAGCGCGCUAAGAUCUCACCUACAAAUGCCAUUCCAGAAUUCAAGCAAACGCUGUCGCACGCAGAGAACGUCGACACCAUCAGCGAGGCCGUGAAGCAGAUGACGGCCAUUGUCGAAGAUCAGGUCAGGAACAGUCUUGGCGAUGCCAACUAUGACCGUGUUGUCGAGGGUCUAGGUGUCAUGCGCGAUGAGUUGAUAUCCUACGAAGAGCCGGCUUUGUACAACGAUCUUCUGAAACAUCUUAAGGGAAAGUUAUUGAAGGAGGAGCUUGGUGGCGAUCGACGGGAGCUGUGGUGGCUUAUUCGGAGAAGUAAGAUUGGGUUGAUUGAUCGGAACCAGUCUGAUCGGUCUGAGGUCACGGAGGAUGAGGCUAAGGAGGUGAGCAUCUGA